Molecule: messenger RNA, 3975 nt
Organism: Impatiens glandulifera
Lineage: Eukaryota; Viridiplantae; Streptophyta; Magnoliopsida; Ericales; Balsaminaceae
Product: protein HASTY 1
Exons: 22
Coding region: 170-3775 (1201 amino acids)
Biological process (GO): protein export from nucleus; RNA export from nucleus
Cellular component (GO): nucleus; RNA nuclear export complex; cytoplasm
Molecular function (GO): nuclear export signal receptor activity; RNA binding
Source: RefSeq, a predicted model, not a curated record
UCUGGUUAAGACUGCCAGGAGUGAACAUAUGUUCCUAGCCUUUGUCCGCUAGUUUCUCUUUCAUCUCUCUUUCUCUCUCUCUACAUAAAGUUUUAAAACCCUUCUCAAAUCUCCAAUCAUCUGUAAAAUUGUUGCCGAAUCCAGAAAAUCUAGGUAAAAAGACAGAAAAAUGGACGAAAGUGGGGUAGCAAACAAUGUAGCAAGGGCCAUUGUUGCCGUUCUAGACUGGAGUACCUCACCGGACGCUAGAAAAGCUGCCGUAUCUUACUUAGAAUCAAUAAAAGGUGGAGACAUUCGUGUGUUGGCAAGCAUAUCAUUUAUUUUAGUCAAGAAGGAGUGGUCAUCUGAAAUUCGAUUACAUGCUUAUAAACUGCUUCAGCACAUGGUUCGUUUACGCUGGGAGGAAUUAAGUUCGGGGGAAAGACAUAACUUUGCAAAGGUUGCUUUUGACAUGAUGUCUGAAAUGUCCAACCCCUGUGAAGAGUGGGCUCUAAAAAGUCAGACAGCUGCUCUUGUUGCUGAGAUAAUCAGAAGAGAAGGGCUAAACCUAUGGCAAGAACUUUUUCCAUCUUUAAUUUCCCUUGCCGGAAAGGGCCCUGUUCAAGCUGAAUUGGUUUCAAUAACACUAAGGUGGCUCCCCGAAGACAUUACAGUUCACAAUGAAGACUUAGAAGGUGAACGACGGAGAUUACUUCUGCGCGGGCUGACUCAAUCUUUAUCUGAUAUUUUUCCAUUACUCUAUUCUUUACUUGAAAGACAUUUUGGAGCAGUCAUUAGUGAAGCAGGGCAACAACGAAUUGACAUAGCUAAACAGCAUGCAGCAACUGUAACAGCUACACUGAAUGCUCUUAACGCAUAUGCGGAGUGGGCACCUUUACCUGAACUUUCAAAACAUGGAAUAGUUCAUGGGUGUGGAUUUUUACUUUCUUCACCCGAUUUUCGUCUUCAUGCUGCGGAGUUUUUCAAACUUGUUUCUUCAAGGAAGAGACCAUAUGAUGAUACAACUGAGUAUGACUCUGCUAUGAGAAUUGUCUUUGAGAAAUUGAUGGGUGUUUCCAACGAUUUCUUGCGUAGAUCUGAAUCUAUCUCUUGUAUUGAUGAGAGCGAACUUGAAUUUGCUGAAUGUAUAUGUGAUAGUAUGGCAAAUUUGGGAUCUUUAAACUUGCAAUGUGUCUCUGGAGAUGAGACAAUCGUCUCUGUUUAUCUGCAACAGAUGCUAAGUUACUUCCGACAUGAUAGUCUGGCAAUUCAUUAUCAAUCUAUGCUCUUUUGGCUGGCUCUGUUGAGAGACCUAUUGUCCAAACCAAAGAUCCUCACACCAACAACUGCAGAUGGUUCAGCUAUUAUUCUGAACUCUGCUUUAGGUCAUGGCAGUAAAGAGAAGAAGAACCUCUUGGCUCUUCUGAAUGAUGAUAUAUGCACUGCUAUACUUGAUACAUCUUUCAGGCGCUUGGUAAAGAAAGAAAAGAUUCUUCCUGGAUCAUCUUUUUCUUCUGGAUCCCUUGAAUUGUGGAAUGAAGAUUUUGAAGGAAAAGGCGAAUUCAGCCAAUACCGUUCCAAGCUUUUGGAGCUGAUUCGCUUUGUUUCUUCAGUAAAGCCCGUAAUUGCUGCUUCUCGGGUGUCAGAGAGAGUAGCCACAAUUUUUAAGUGCCUUUUGCUUUCGGCUAGUCCUGUUCAGGAGUUAGCUGUACCAGAGAGCAUGCAAUUGGCGCUGGAUAGUGUUGUCAAUGCAGUUUUUGAUGGAUCAAGUGAUUAUGGGGGCAGUUCUUCUGAACACCAAGUAGCAUUACAUAGAAUAUUUGAAGGUUUACUUCAGCAGCUGCUUUCUUUGAAAUGGACUGAACCUGCUCUUGUUGAAUUACUUGGCCACUAUCUAGAUGCAUUAGGUCCAUUUUUGAAACACUUCCCUGAUGCAGUUGGCAGUGUCAUCAACAAAUUAUUUGAGCUUCUGAAUUCACUGCCAUAUGCUAUUAAGGAUCCAUCAACAAAUGUUGCUCGACAUGCAAGAUUACAAAUUUGUACAUCAUUUAUUCGAAUAGCCAAGGCUGUUGACAAAGGCAUUCUUCCAUAUAUGAAGGGAAUUGCUGACACCAUGGCUUAUUUGCAAAAAGAGGGAUGUUUGCUACGUGCUGAACAUAAUCUUUUAGGUGAAGCAUUUCUUGUAAUGGCUUCUUCAGCUGGUAUUCAACAGCAGCAAGAAGUUUUAGCCUGGUUACUUGAACCUUUGAGCUUACAGUGGAAUCAGCUAGAGUGGCAAAAUACUUAUCUGUCUGAACCAGCAGGCUUGAUUCGUUUGUGCUCUGAGACACCAUUUAUGUGGUCCCUGUUCCACACUGUGACGUUCUUUGAAAAGGCACUUAAACGCAGUGGUAUUAGAAAGGGAAGUACACCUCUACAGAACAAUCUUUCAGGGACUUCCCCAGCUCAUCCAAUGGCAUCACAUCUAUCAUGGAUGUUACCCCCUUUAUUGAGACUGCUUCGGGCAGUACAUUCUCUUUGGUCUCCUUCCAUAGCUCAUGGGUUGCCUGGAGAAAUGAAAUUUGCAAUGGCAAUCAGUGAUCCCGAAAAAACCAGUCUUCUUGGGGAAGCUAACCCUAAAUUGGGAAAGAGUGCGGUUGACAGAUCUCAAAUUGACAUGAACAAGGAAGGUACUGAGCCGAAUGAAACAGAUAUUCGAAACUGGUUGAAAGGUAUUAGGGACAGCGGGUAUAAUGUUUUGGGAUUAUCAACCACUAUUGGCGAUGCAUUCUUCAAGUGUUUGGACAGUCAGUAUGUUUCAAUUGCACUAAUCGAGAAUGUACAGUCAAUGGAAUUCAGACAUCUAAGACAGCUUGUUCACCUGGUCAUAAUUCCAUUGGUCAAAAAUUGCCCUCCAAAUAUGUGGGAAAAAUGGCUGGAGAAUAUUUUGCAUCCAUUAUUUAAUCAUUCUCACCAAGCCCUUGUUAGCUCUUGGUCAAGCCUUUUGCAGGAAGGUCGGGCAAAAGUCCCCGAUUUAUGUUCAUUCGAUGCGGGACCCAUUCUCAAAGUUGAAGUAAUGGAGGAAAAGCUACUUAGAGACUUGACUCGCGAGAUUUCUGCACUUCUUUCUGUUUUAGCUUCACCGGGAGUAAACACAGGGCUUCCUUUGUUAGAACAGUCUGGGCAUGUCAACCGUCCUGACCCAUCUUCUCUCAGAGACUUGGAAUCAUUUACAUCAAAUUCUAUGGUUGGUUUUCUUUUCAAGAACAAAAGAAUUUCUCAGCCAGCAUUCAAUAUUACUUUGGAGAUUUUCAAGUGGACUGAUGGAGAAUCUGUGACUAAAGUUACUUCAUUUUGUGAAGCUCUUAUUGUAUUGGCAGUUACCACUAAUAAUACAGUUGGACUUCAGGAAUUUGUCUCUAAGGACUUGUUUUGUGCAAUCAUAGAAGGUUUGGCUCUCGAGUCAAAUGCUAUAAUAAGUGCCGAUUUGGUUGCUCUAUGUCGUGAAAUCUUCAUAUACCUUUCUGAUAGGAAUCCGGCACCAAGACAGAUUUUGCUUUCUCUACCUUGUAUUACACAACAAGACCUUCUUGCUUUUGAAGACGCCCUAACAAAGACCAGUAGUCCUAAGGAGCAAAAACAACUUGUGAAGAGCCUGCUAAUGGCAGCCACUGGAAACAAGUUAAAAGCACUUGCUGUCCAGAAAAGUAUAAACUUAAUUACAAAUGUUUCAGCAAGGUCGCGAAAUUCAGUAGUUGCAACAUCGGAAUCAAAAAUCAACGAGGGAGAUGUGAUCGGCUUGGCUGCAAUCUUAUAGAGGGGAUUUGUGCUAUAACUUGGUUUGUACAGAAGAAAGGUUUACUCACACAGUUAGUGUAAUACCAUUAUUCAUAACCUUUUUGAAGCCAAAGUGCCUAAAAAUAAUAUCCAGUAAUUGACACAUGUGUUUUUAUAGAGUUUAUUUACAGACAUUUAUUCUCCUUUACUGACUUUAUUUUAAAUUAUAUUUAACUAAUG